AUGUUACACUUUAGGAGGAUCGGUUCUGGCCUUGGGAAGUCAAACUGUUUAGACAGAAUCCUCAUAAUGAGGAAUAUUGUUUUGCCUAGAUCUAAACAGAAAAGAAGUGCUGGUUUUGUUAAGAGAAAAAAAUUCAAAAGCAUAGGGAAUGUUCACUUAGAUGAUAGAAUUCUUUCUGAUUUAGAUAAGCUCGAUUCGAAAGAAUUAGAACUGAAGAUUAAACGGUUGAAGACUUUUACAAAUGAAAUUAAGCAUCAAAUUAAAAAGACUGAACAGUUAAAGAAAAUUGAAAUGGAAAAUAAACUAGAAAGUGUUAAGGAUAGAGAGAAAGAUGCUGAAGAGUUGUAUUCGGCACUUUCUGGCGAUGGAAUUGGAACACAAAAUAAAUUGUUAACAUCUAGUGAGGGUUUGGAAGUUUCUAACUUGUCACAAUUUAUUGCAGCAUCUGAAAGUAAUCAAGUUGAUAAGCUAUUGCCACCAAUACUUAGAAAGAGAAUUGAGGAUGACGAUUUAAUUUUAUCAUCUUUACUAGAUUCAUCUAGUAAAGAUUAUAACCCAAUUAUACAUAAAUUGUACAAUAAUACUGAGCAACUACAAGGUAUAAGUAAAAAAAGUUUAAAAAACUGUGUUCUGAUUGUAGAUAAAUUGAGUUUCGAUAAUAUAGAAAAGUUAGAUAAAAUGUUGAUGAAUUAUGUCAAUGGGGAUAUAAUGAAGUUUGAUUCUUCGAUGUAUUUCACUAUAUUAAAAAAUUUAUCAAAUUUAAGUUCUACUAUGGAAAAUAAUAAUAUAAAUGAACAAUUUAAUAACAGCAUUAUUCUUAAAAUGAAAGAGUUAAUAAAAAGACAUGAUGAUUCAUUGCUAAAGGGAACGUCAGUUAGACUGAAUCAGAAUAUACUGAAUUUCUGCAUAAAAUUUUCAUCUCAAAUUGAAGAUUUUGAUAAUUUAAACUACUUCUUAACAAAAUUUAAAUCAUAUGGGAUAGUACCUAACAGAGUUAAUUACACUACCAUUUUACAAUAUUAUACGAGAUGUAAUUACGUUAAACACGCAUGGAAUAUUUUUGAUACUAUGAAAUUUUUAUCUAAAGAACAUUUCCCUGACACAGUAGCAUAUAAUUCCGUUUUAUUACUUUGCAGUAAAGAAAAGAAUUACUCAAAGGCAUUAGAUCUUUAUGAUGAAAUGAUUUCAUUCAAUGUAAUUCCUAACGUAAGUACACUAAAUAUAAUGGCAAAAGUCCUAGCCGUAUGCAGUAGGGAUGCAAAAACUAGUGAAGGAAAAGCAGAUUCAUUAAGAUUAUUAGGUUGGAAAUAUAUACAUCAAAUACAGGACAUUUCUGGCUUAAAUUUUUCAGUUUCUACUAUAGAAUCUAUGAUGGCUUUAGCAGCAUAUGACGGUGAUGUGGGUAUGGCUAGAGCGCUGUAUUAUAAAUAUAUCACUGGCAAGUAUAUAAAUAUAACUAGAACCUGGAAAAGUAAAUUAGAUCAGAAAGCUGUAUGGAGGCAGGUUUUAGAUCCAAAAUUCCUAAACUAUCUACUUCUCGCAUACGCAAAUUAUAACAAAAAUAGACUACCUAUACUACUUGGUUACGAUAAAGGUAUUAAACUUAGAAGAACUAUUAUUAAUAGUGUCGAUCAUUCUUCAAAAAUGAUUGCUGAUGAAGAUAGUCAAUAUUCUUUGCCAUUGUUGCCAUUGUCCGAUUUAAGCAAUCAUUGGGAGAUCCUGGCAGAAUCUAGAGCUAUAUGGCAAUUUAACGUCGAGAUUGGCGGACAAACUAAUUUACGGAGUUUUUCAAGAGAUUUAAUAAAAGAAUCUGAAAUCAAAGAUAUCUUGACUACGUCUAAGUCCUUCGAUGAAUUCAAAUUUAAUAUAAUGCACAAAAUUGCUUUAUUGAAAUCAACUCUUGUUGAUUACAAAACCUUAAGUCAGGCAAACAUAAUAAGUUAUUUAACAGUACCUUUAAAACUUGGAGAUAAAAAGGAAUUUUGGUUGAGAUACAAAGAAUUCACUUUCCAAGAACAUCAAUUAGAUGAAAAAUUGAAAACUUUUUAUAUGAAUGAGAAUUCUCUCUUAAACUCUAAAACUAAACCUACUAAUAACUCUGAUAAUAAGACUACUUCUGUUGAUACAGUUAAUGCAACGGAAACUUUCAUUGAUUAUUUGGUUUCUCUUAUUGCUAAAAUGUGUACUAAUUCAAGUGUCUACGAAAUUCUUAUAAAAGCAGCAACCAAAUUCAAAGAUAUUGAGUUAGCCACAAAGACUUGGAAGGACAGAGGUGAAUUCAGGAAAACAAGCACAUUUCAAAAUGCAACCAAAUCAGAUAGAAUGAAAAGUGAUGCUGAAUUUGCAAGAUUAAUGGUAAAUUUCUUCACAAGUGAAAGAUUAUAUUCAGACGCAUUGAGCAUUAUCAUGACCUCCCAAAAAUAUAUUAACUGGAAUUAUACUAUGGUAAAAGAACUUCAUAGUGGCUUAAUCAACUUGGAGGAUCAGCAUAGCAUUGAUCUUCUACUUAAUAUUGUAAAUAAAAAAUCACAAGUACAACUGAUAGAAGAAAAAAUUCUAGAUAUAAAAUUAUAA
Messenger RNA from Tetrapisispora phaffii CBS 4417, 2574 nucleotides. RefSeq names its product Ccm1p (gene CCM1). Bases 1 to 2574 code for a protein of 857 amino acids. Gene Ontology annotation, molecular function: protein binding. The transcript has a single exon. The record is from RefSeq and is a predicted model, not a curated record. NCBI's taxonomy places the organism in Eukaryota, Fungi, Ascomycota, Saccharomycetes, Saccharomycetales, Saccharomycetaceae.